GGGAAGGGCUGAGGCGACGACAGUAGUCCAGGGGGGUCGCUGGGUGUGCGUCCAUUCGUCCUCUCUGACCCGCUCCCUUUUUUCUCUCCCCAGGUGCCAGCGGUCACCAUGCCCGCCACCAGGUCCCAAGGCCAGGCCGCCAUCGGCUUCCCUCGGAAGAAGGCAGCGCGGACUGCGGCCGGGCCCAAAGGCCUCCGGGCCUCCUCCUCGCCCGCCGCCAUCGCCCCCGCUGACGCCCCGAAAAGCCCCCCGCCUCGGCCGGGCCCCCGCACGCUGCCCCUCAGCCCCCGCAAGCGCCUGGGAGACGACAACUUGUGCAACAUCCCCCAGUCGCUUCCUUGCUCUCCGCCGAAGCAGAGUAAGAAAGAGAACGGCCCUCCCCUCCCGUUCACGCCGAAGGGACGUCGCCUGGUGUUUGAGGACCAACUGGCAAGUCGGUCUCCCGGCCAAAGAGACCGAGCGGCGGCCCCCUCUCCGGGUCAGGUCCGGGCCCGGCAGGGGCAGGAGACCCCGAGGAAUUCCGAGCGCGGUCACCCGUCAGAGCGAGAAGAUGUGCGCGUCGGGCUGUUCAAGCAAGAAGGCACCUGUUACCAGCAAGCCAAGCUGGCCCUGAACACGGCCGUUCCGGAUCGGCUGCCCGCCCGGGAGAAGGAGAUGGAGGCCAUCGGACACUUCCUGAAGAAGCACGUCUGUGGAAAGAGAGCCGGGAGUCUCUAUGUGUCCGGUGCUCCUGGAACCGGCAAAACCGCCUGCCUCACCCGGAUUUUGCAGGACCUCAAGGGGGAGCUGAGCGGCACCAAGGUCAUCGUGCUGAAUUGCAUGUCGCUGAGGAGCUCCCAGGCCGUGUUCCCAGCCAUCGCCCGUGAGCUCUUUCAAGAGGGAGCAUCCAAGCCAGCUGGCAGGGACGUGGUGAGGAAGCUGGAGAAGCAAAUGACGGCAGCAGAGGCGGGCCACAUGAUACUUCUGGUGUUGGAUGAGAUGGACCAGCUGGACAGCAAAGGGCAGGACGUGCUUUACACGCUAUUUGAGUGGCCCUGGCUCAGCGGCUCCCGACUCGUGCUCAUCGGCAUCGCCAACGCCCUGGACCUCACCGACCGGAUCCUUCCGAGACUCCAGGCCAGAGCGAAUUGCAGGCCGCAGCUGCUGAACUUCCCGCCGUAUACCAAGGACCAGCUGACCGCCAUCCUUCAGGAGCGACUGGGGCAGGUCCCCGGUGACCAGGUGCUGGACAACGCCGCAGUUCAGUUCUGCGCCCGGAAAGUCUCCGCCGUGUCCGGAGAUGCUCGCAAGGCGCUCGAUGUUUGCAGGAGGGCUGUCGAAAUUGUGGAGAAGGAUGUCAGAAGCCAGACACUCCUCAGACCGCUGUCUGAACGCAGAUCGCCGGCGAAAGCAUCCCCGGGGCCUCUGGUCCCCAAGCGGGUGAGCCUCUGCGACGUGUCCCAGGUGAUCGCCGACAUUUAUGGAGACAGGAUGGCCGCCAGCCAAACCGGAGGAGCCGAUCCCUUCCCUCUGCAGCAGAAGAUCCUGGUCUGCUCUCUGCUGCUCUUGACCAGGCAGCUAAAGGUCAAAGAGGUCACCUUGGGAAAGUUGUACGAAGCUUACAGCAAAGUCUGCAGGAAGCAGCGGGUACCGGCUACGGACCAGUCCGAGUGUCUGUGUCUCUCGGGGCUCUUGGAGGCCAGGGGCAUCUUCGCUUUGAAGAAAAACAAGGAAACCCGGCUCGCUAAGGUGUCUCUGAAGAUCGAGGAGAAGGAUGUGGAGCGCGCACUCCAGGACAGAGUCUUAAUUGGGAACAUCCUAGCUAGCGGAUUGCCUUAAGUCCUUCUGUUCUUUGACCCCGCGGGGCCUAGCUGGCUUCUUGGGAGCCACGUGACUCCGCUCUUGGGACUUCCCACGUUCCGGCCUCAGGUCCGGCCUCGGCUCACCUCCUUCCCUCGGAGCAGAUUAAUUUAAAUCCGUAAGCGGGUUUUCCCGACGCUGGCCCCCGACCCCCUCUUCGGGGCCGACUUCUUGUGGUGACACUAGCCUCCCCCCCUCGAGAUUAAGUAGCGCGUGGAGAGCGGGUCAGCGGGGGCCGUCUCCUCAGCCGGGGUGUGGAGGUGGCGGCGGAGGUGGCCUCCUUGAAGGCCUGCGGUGAGAGUAACGAAGGACCUUCCUGGCUCUGAAGCGGAAGAGACCAGUCAAGGCCCGAGUUCCUCUUUGUGUGUGCGUGUGUGUGUGUGUGUGUGUGUGUACGUGCGGAUGUGCUCAGCGGCCGGUCGGGGCAGGGGGAGCCGUAGGUUUUACCUGCCCAGACCGGGACUGUAUCAAUUUCUGGUCCUACGUGCUCCGUGACACCCCACCCCGGGCUGCCCAGCGCCCAGGACGGUCCACUCCCCGCCCCCGAUCUGAGGCUGGGAUUCACAUCCAGCCACUUCUCCUUCCUCUCCGAGCGAUCAGUAUCCCAGGUGUUUGCUCUCUCCCUCUGCACAGUGUGUGUGUUGGGGGAGGGGGCUCUGAGCUGAAGCCCACCAGGGGACACUGACAGCGGCCAGCCUGCUGGUCCGCCCAUCGGGGCGGGGGGCGUGGAGGGAAGGGCAGGACUCUGUGGGUGGGUUGUGUGCCGCUGCCGUUAUUGUGAGUCAAGUGCUGUUUUAAAUAUAAACUGGGAGCAAUA
Messenger RNA from Ornithorhynchus anatinus (platypus), 2656 nucleotides. RefSeq names its product cell division cycle 6 (gene CDC6). The coding region runs from base 109 to 1818 and encodes 569 amino acids. Gene Ontology annotation, molecular function: ATP hydrolysis activity; DNA replication origin binding. The transcript has 11 exons. Gene Ontology annotation, cellular component: nucleus. Gene Ontology annotation, biological process: mitotic DNA replication checkpoint signaling; DNA replication initiation; cell division. The record is from RefSeq and is a predicted model, not a curated record. Lineage: Eukaryota; Metazoa; Chordata; Mammalia; Monotremata; Ornithorhynchidae.